Lepisosteus oculatus (spotted gar) is the source of this 3169-nucleotide messenger RNA. It is a transcript of the gene dsc2l, whose product is annotated as desmocollin 2 like. Gene Ontology annotation, molecular function: calcium ion binding; cadherin binding. NCBI's taxonomy places the organism in Eukaryota, Metazoa, Chordata, Actinopteri, Semionotiformes, Lepisosteidae. Gene Ontology annotation, biological process: homophilic cell-cell adhesion; cell-cell adhesion mediated by cadherin; cell-cell junction assembly. The record is from RefSeq and is a predicted model, not a curated record. Gene Ontology annotation, cellular component: catenin complex; adherens junction; plasma membrane.
AAAGUGUAGUGUAUUUUAUCAUGCCCACCAACUAAUAAUCACCUCAACCGCAGGUGAAAUCUCUUCUCCAGGGUGACUGUGAGGGCGGAGGUCCGCGAAACCGGGCGACGCCGGCAGCCCGGCUGACGUGCGGGCCAGGUAGGCAGGUCUGUUCCCAGUCGCCUGGGUGGAGCGAGCACCCACCCUGCGUGCGGACACAGAAAGGACCGAGCCGCCUCCCUUCGCCUUGUCCCCACCCAGUGCGGAGCAACUCGGUACCUGGUCAGUUAGCAGAAUACGCGUUUCGUGCUCUGGUGCGAUCAAAAGCGAGUUGAUUUAUAUAUAUUUUUUGCCUUAUUGUUUUGCAAACUAGAAAAAAAUUGAUUUAUAUAUUUUUUUAAAAAUGGUCCCAGGGGCGCGUUUCUUCGUCUGGUUCUCUUUCACGGUGGUUGCUGUGUCUGAGGAUUAUUGCCUUCCAGCUACCCUACAUGCAACAGUGCCCGAGGAAAUAAAGAUGGGAUAUAUCGUCUCUAAAGUUGACUUGGGGCGGUGUGUUAACAAGGAGCUGCGCUUGACGACGAGCGACCCGGACUUCGCGGUUCAGGCGGACGGGACCAUAAGCGCUCUUCAGAACACCAGGAUCCCCUCCGAAGGGAGGGCCUUCCUGAUCCGGGUGGAGGGCCAGGAACCGGGACAGAAGGGGAAGGUGUACGUCACACUGUCUGCGGAACCCAAGGAGGUACCCAGCAACAAAACCCUAAGGCGCACUAAAAGACGAUGGAGUCCCCUGCCCUUCAACAUAAAAGAAAACGAGAUGCCUCCAUUCCCAAAAAACAUUGAAAUGAUUGGAUCCGAUAGCGCCCAGGAUAAUAAUGUUUACUACAGGAUCUUUGGGCCUGGAGUGGAUCAGGCACCUGUCGGUUUGUUCAGUGUGGAGUCGAACGGACUUCUAAAGGUGCACAGGUCUGUGGACCGGGAGGAAAAAGCCGAGUAUGUUUUUACAGCACGGGUAUUUAGUAUAAGCACUCAUCAGGAAACGGAUCAGCCACUUCCUGUCACUGUAAAAGUUGAGGAUGUCAAUGACAACGCACCUGUGUUUGCUGGCCCGCUUACAUAUUCGAUUCUUGAGCAUUGCUCUUCUGGAACUUCAGUGGGAAGAGCAAAUGCUACUGACAGAGAUGAGCCGAACACACUUCACACCAAGUUAAGAUACAGACUCCUUUCUGGGGGCGACCUGUUUGCCAUCGACCCCUCAGGCGGACUCCUCUCCACCAGGUCCAGUUCCCUCGACAGAGAGGUGAAAGACAAAUAUGAAAUCAUACUGGAGGUCCGCGAUAUGGAUGGGCAGCCGAAAAGCAUGUUCAGCACAGCAACUGCUACUGUGGUCUUGGAUGACAUAAACGACAAUCCACCGACAUUCCAGCAGGGUUCCUAUAAUGUGAAAAUUGAAGAAAAUAAGAACGAUGUUCUACUUCUUCGUAUACCGGUGGAUGACAAGGAUUUAAAGAAGACUCCCAACUGGAACGCAAAGUACAUUAUCACAAAGGGCAAUGAAAAUAGUAAUUUUAGAAUAGAAACAGACCCUGAAACAAAUGAGGGACUUUUAUAUGUUUCAAAGGCUCUGGAUUAUGAGAAAACCCCUAAUCUGAAGUUGGAGGUGUCAGCUCAAAAUGAAGCCAAACUCGUUGGCACUACGGCCCCCUGGGCAUCCAUUCCUGUAGACGUCACUGUAAUCAACGUGGAUGAGGGUCCCGAGUUCUCGUCUCCAAACUUGUUCCUCAGAAUUAAAGAGAACCUGCCCAAUGGUACACUUAUUGGGAGGUACACAGCCACUGACCCAGAAACUAAAACGAGCAGUGGCAUAAAGUACUACAAAUUGUCGGAUCCUGCGUCAUGGAUUAAUGUCGGCGAAAGCACUGGAGAGCUCAAGGUUGCUAACGUAAUAGACCGAGAGUCAUCGUUUGUGAAGGACGACAAGUAUAACAUUACUGUGCGUGCUGUAGACCAGAGCUCCAAGUCGGCCACUGGGACUGUCAUCAUUUACAUAGACGACGUCAAUGAUAACUUUCCAGAAGUCACUUCCAAAGAUUUAAUCAUCUGCGAGCAGCCGGGGAAGCCGGGCUCUGUGAAGGUAGAAGCCCGGGACAACGAUGAGGAUCCAUUUUCCGCACCUUUUACUUUUACCUUGGCUGGAGGACAAGAUGAAAAAUGGAGGCUAAAAGACCAUGAAGAAUCCUCCGUUGUACUUGAAGCGGUACACGAGCUGCCCAGGGGAACGUACACUGUACCUUUAAUUAUCAGCGAUCUUCAGAGCGUUGGGAAUAUGCAGAGCGUGACCGUCAGGAUUUGCAAGUGUCUUGAUGGGGAGUGUCUGGCACAACAGAGCUCGGCUGCAUUCGGCACGUGGGGAAUCCUGGCCAUGCUGUCGUCUUUGGCUCUACUACUUCUCCUGUGCGUCUUUCUGGUUUUUGCAUGCGGAACGAAGAGAGAGAAGGUGUACAUUGAUGCCAGUGACGCGACCGACGGCAUGCUCCUGAAGUCCAAUACCGAGGCACCGGGCGAAGAGGUCAUGGUGGGUAGUUCCAACAUCAUGAGGACGGCUGUGAGCGGAGCCGGGCUGGAUCAGAAGGAGGUCUUCAUCAACGGCAGCGGGAAGGGAGGAACUUUGAAUUCCAACAAUUUCUCCACUAUGCAGAGUACCUACCAAGCGUCCGGGAACAUGUUUCUGAGCAGCGCUUACCCCAGCGGCGCUGGAAACUACAAUGCCUCCCAGCUCAUGCUGGAGGAGCAGUAUGGAGGCGUCCACGGUGAACUGGCCGAGCACACCAACACCUGGAGGGCCAACGGCUUGUUCAUUAGCAAGAAACUGAACUCCUUCCUGACAGAGCAGGAUGACCGCUACGCCGACGACAUCAUUCACUCCUAUCAGUUUGAAGGCAGGGGCUCGGUGGCUGGAUCUGUGGGCUGCUGCAGCGACCAGGCUGUUGACGAAGGAUACGACUUUCUCAACACACUGGGGCCGAAAUUCAGAACUCUGGCGGAGGUUUGCACUAAGAAGUGAUUGUGUUCAUAACGCAGUUUUGACAUCCGUUUCAUUGGGCUCAUUGAAAUGCUGUAAACAUUUACAGUACGGUGUAACCCCGGCGUCCUGGCCAAAUUUCCCAUCGGCCUUUAUCAAUCAUGGCCUCCU